AUGCGUAUCACGCUGCCGUCCUUUUCAGAGGCACGCACAUACCCCCGCUCCCGGAGCGUGCAGAUGCGUGGGCGCGCGCUCAUGAUCCUCUUUCUCCUAGGGCUCACGUAUCUCGCAUGGCCGAGCCCGCCUCUGCCUCCAACCUACGCCGACGAGUGGAAGAGGGAACGCCAGCUGCCGCAGCACAACCCCUGGCUACCUGCCCCGGAGGGAAGGGAUGGGCGAUACGUGCGUUUCGACGUUCCUCCAACAGACCUCCAUGGCCAACUCCAACACGCUCUCCUACAGCACCACGUUGCAGUCUCCUCGAACAGGUCGUUUGCCUUCUCGCCGAUUCGGAACGCAGGCACGUUGGAAGCCUGGGCUUGGCCAUGGCGCAAUACGCGCAUCCCCCUCGGUGCAGUGACCAGGACAGCCACGAGUGGCUUUGAGAAGCUCGCAGACCUCCCGCGCGCCGUCUCGGCCUCAUAUUACGGUAGUGUAUGCCGGCGCGAAAGGGUAUACACAGUCCGCUCCCCCCAAUUUCCGAAUGGAGACCUGGACUUGCAGACCGGCGGAAGAGCACGGCUGGAACAGCUGGCAUCACUGUUGGCGGGGGAAGACGGUUGUAUUCGCAUACGAGGAGAUGUCUUUCCCGCGUACUUUAUGGACGACGGCGCGGCGAUGGACAUGAUCCAUGACCUCGUGAACUCGCCUGUACUGCAGCACUUCUCGUUCGGAGCGCCAGUGUUGGAUGCGCUGAACCGGGCACUCCCCGUCCUCGCACCGAGUUCUGAGCCCUACAAUCUCGAGGCCAAGGGUAUAAAGCUACCGCCAUGGAAACAUCUCCUGGCUCUGCAAGCUCACUCGUCCGCAUGGGAGGACAAGUGCCGCGAUCUCGGCAACCGGUCAGCACUGUUCGUGGGAUUCAACAAGCUCCCCUCACUUCCUGGGAACGAGAACAUCCCUCCUCACUCUGAUAUGCUGGCCCCCGCCCGGGCAGGGCUAUAUGCGGCCAAGUGCGCGCCCCAAACGACGGCUGUGAUCGCGCGCGCUCGACGCAUGCGAAAGAACCAUCCCAUCCUACGGGCAAUCUAUCUUGUCACGGACAGCGACGAGUGGGCGGAUGAAUUGGCGCGCUGGCUCCUCAGUGAUGGCUGGGAGGCGGUGUAUGUCGCGAGUGAGGUGCACAAUGCCUGGCGUGAUUGGGAAGUCCGGCCCAUGGUCGACACGGAAGUUAUGCGCCGCGCUGGCGUGUUCGUUGGCAACGGAUUCACGACCAUGGCCAGUAACGUCGCGUUGUUGCGGGCGCGCGAUCUUGUGCAUCCCGAUUUUACGCAGUUCUGGUAG
This is a messenger RNA of Cutaneotrichosporon cavernicola, 1329 nucleotides long. RefSeq lists its product as uncharacterized. The record is from RefSeq and is a predicted model, not a curated record. The coding region runs from base 1 to 1329 and encodes 442 amino acids. The transcript is spliced from 5 exons. Lineage: Eukaryota; Fungi; Basidiomycota; Tremellomycetes; Trichosporonales; Trichosporonaceae.